ACGUCACUCUUGAGCGGGCCAAUGCUUGAUUUUCAGACCUCAUAUAUCUGCUACAUGGCAGGAUGCUCGCGUUUCAUUCUAAUCAGCUAUGCUGCUUGAGGUUUGGAUGUAGCUGCUAUCGAUGGAUAGAGGAACCAUGAAAAAAGUCGGACUUAUAGGAGUGCUUUUGUUGCCCCAGGCAAAAUCGUCGACAGGGUGUUAUCCUCAUAUUCAUCUUGUGAAAGAGGAGGAAAGGUGCAUUGCAGAUCUGCUACUUUAUAAGUCGGAAAGAGCAACAGAAAACAACAACAGCGUACUCUGUAAGGGCAUGUGGGACGACCUGAACUGCUGGCCGGCUGCCUCUCUCGGGCAGACCGUUACUCAGCCGUGUCCGGAGUUUUUCAACUCGGCCGGUACGGUGCAACGCAACUGCACGGCCAGCGGCUGGACCGACCCGCUCGUCCCACACGAGGACGCGUGCGGCUACACGUUCAACGAGACGCUCCACUUUCUUGGAGAGUCCUCAGACGCCCACACGUACUUCUCCUACGUGAAGACCAUGUACACGGCCGGCUACGCGCUCUCCCUCAUCUCGCUCUCCAUCGCCGUCACCAUAUUCUGCCUGUUCCGGUGGGGAUCCCCUUUUCCUUUGCCCCCCCUUCCACCCCUCCCUAAUGCAUUAAACCAGCGAAUGUUAACGUGCCCCCAGAAAGCUCCACUGCACCAGGAACCACAUCCACAUCCAGCUGUUCGUCUCCUUCAUCCUGAGGGCCAUCUUCAUCUUCGUCCGGGACUCCCUGCUGUUCACCGACGAGGAGCUCUACCACUGCGACCACUACCCGGUGUGGACCGGGUGGCUUGCAAGGCGGCGCUCAUGUUCUCCAACUACUCCAUCCUGGCGAACUACAGCUGGCUGCUGGCGGAGGGACACUUCCUCUUCACCCUGGUGAGCCGCUCCUUCUUCUCCCUGAGGAAACACCUGGCCUGGUACAUCGUCCUGAGCUGGGGCUUACCUCUGACUGUCAUUGUCUCCUGGGGAUGUGCAAAGUAUUUUUAUGAAGACGAGGGUUGUUGGGAAACUAGGACCCAUGAAUGGAUUUGGUGGAUUCUUCGAGUGCCAGUCCUUCUGACUAUUUCCAUGAAUUUCUUCUUUUUCUUGGGAAUUUUGAGGAUACUGGUGAGCAAACUGCGGAUGCCAGAUGCACAGAGGAAUGAAUUCUGCCAGUAUAAGACGCUGAUCAAAUCCACCUUCUUCCUGGUGGCUCUGUUCGGUCUGCACUACAUCCUGUUUGUCUUCCUGCCCGUGGAGGUCAGCAGCUCGGUCUUUAAGAUAUGGACGUUCGCCGAGCUCGCCCUGUCGUCCACACAGGGUUUCGUGGUGGCCGUGCUCUACUGCUUCAUGAACGGAGAGGUCCAGCAGGAGAUCCAGAGGAGGUGGCGGAGGUGGCGGUUGACCCAGCACCUGCCCAGCCGGCGCCGGCGGCAACAACACGGCUCCAUCAGCCACAGCGGGUCGCCCCUCACGCAGGUGUCCCUGCUGCCCUGCUCCACGGGCGGCCCGACCGCCGGCGGACUCCCCGUGGACACGCUGGAGGUGUGAAGCCAGGAGGGGGGUGUUGUGCUGUGGCUUUUAAUGCUGUUGGAUUGUAUUGUAUAUAUUAUAUUAUAUAUAAUGUGUUUGGUUGUAUUUGUAAAGGCUGUUUGGCCCUGAGACAGACGCAGUGAUUGUUAUCGAUAGCGUGUAUACGGAUGCUCUUUAUUUAAGCUGUUUUUAUACGUAAAUGGACAACGUAUUCGCACUUAAACAGUAAGACAUUUUAGGGAAUGUUUCUUGCUGAGAGUUGGAAGAGAAGAUUACCAUCACUCUUAUGUACAUAUGGAGCUAGCGGGCAAUCAGCUUAGCUUGAGUGUCUUUUUUCCUUCUGUCAGCAAGAAAGCAAAUGGGUGUUUAUUUCCUAAAAUGCUAAGCCUUUACAAGCUUUUUGGUUUUAACCAACUUACAGUACCAGAAAGUACUCCAGACUGCUCUCACGCAUUUCAUCCAUGUCUUACACAGUAAUAAAGCAUCAAAGAGUGCAGCAGCUA
Molecule: messenger RNA, 2064 nt
Organism: Gasterosteus aculeatus aculeatus (three-spined stickleback)
Lineage: Eukaryota; Metazoa; Chordata; Actinopteri; Perciformes; Gasterosteidae
Source: RefSeq, a predicted model, not a curated record